Cercopithifilaria johnstoni is the source of this 1065-nucleotide messenger RNA. Lineage: Eukaryota; Metazoa; Nematoda; Chromadorea; Rhabditida; Onchocercidae. The record is from the annotation of a GenBank genome assembly.
AUGGGUUGCGUGAACAGUACCGAUCAAAACGCGAAAGCAAGAUCAAAGCAAAUAGAUGAACAGUUAAAAGCAGAUGGAGAAAGGGCAUCUCGAGAAGUGAAACUGUUGUUAUUGGGUGCAGGAGAAUCUGGCAAGAGCACCAUUGUGAAGCAAAUGAAAAUUAUUCACGAAACUGGUUACAGUGAUGAAGAACGCAAAGCUUAUAAACCUGUGGUGUACUCGAAUACAAUUCAAAGUAUGAUGGCAAUCAUACGAGCUAUGGGGCAGCUUAAGAUAGAUUUCUCAGCAGAUGUACGAAAUGAGGAUGCUCGCCAGUUUUUCAUGUUAGCCCAAAGUUGUGAUGAAGGAGAAUUGCCUCCUGAGUUAGCUGUUUGUAUGAAACGUUUAUGGGCAGAUCCAGGAGUUCAGGAAUGUUUCAUGCGUUCCAGGGAAUAUCAGCUGAAUGAUUCGGCUCCAUAUUAUCUGAAUUAUCUUGACAGGAUAUCACAGCCUGGUUAUGUACCAACACAAGAUGAUAUUUUGAGGACACGUGUGAAGACAACAGGGAUUGUUGAAACGCAUUUCACUUACAAGGAUUUGCAUUUCAAAAUGUUUGAUGUUGGUGGGCAACGUUCUGAGCGUAAAAAGUGGAUUCAUUGCUUUGAAGGUGUAACAGCUAUUAUCUUUUGUGUAGCAAUGUCCGAGUAUGAUAUGAAGCUUGCAGAAGACGAUGAAAUGAAUCGGAUGGUGGAAAGCAUGAAGUUGUUCGACUCAAUCUGCAAUAAUAAAUGGUUUACAGAUACGUCAAUAAUAUUAUUCUUAAACAAAAAAGAUCUUUUCGAAGAAAAAAUAAGAAAAUUGCCGUUAACAUUAUGUUUUCCAGAGUAUACCGGUACAAACACAUAUGAAGAAGCAGCCGCUUACAUACAACUACAAUUUGAGAAUUUGAACAAGCGAAAAGAUGGUCAGAAAGAAAUUUAUACCCACUUCACGUGUGCAACGGAUACAAACAACAUACGCUUUGUGUUCGAUGCCGUUACCGACAUAAUAAUUAAAGAAAACUUACGACAAUGCGGUCUAUUUUAA